Messenger RNA from Sorghum bicolor (sorghum), 1513 nucleotides. RefSeq lists its product as uncharacterized. Gene Ontology annotation, biological process: snRNA transcription by RNA polymerase III; snRNA transcription by RNA polymerase II. Gene Ontology annotation, cellular component: snRNA-activating protein complex. Lineage: Eukaryota; Viridiplantae; Streptophyta; Magnoliopsida; Poales; Poaceae. The record is from RefSeq and is a predicted model, not a curated record. Gene Ontology annotation, molecular function: sequence-specific DNA binding. Bases 390 to 1319 code for a protein of 309 amino acids. The transcript has 8 exons.
AACAAUAAAUUUUUUGUUUUCCUUUUUCCUUCAUCGUCGUCAGCUCCGCCGCGAAACGGAGACGGGCAGACGGCCUGCCGCCGCCUUCCGACCGUACGCCCGCGCGCACGAGGAGAGGACGGAGCCGCGGGGCAAGACACCCCCUCCGCCCCUGCUGCGCCGCCUGGAUUUUGGUGCCGUGCCGCGACUUGGAGCCUCGGCCGACCGCCGUCGCCCUCUCCGGCCAGCCGCCAGGUCGGCGGCACUGGAAAAUCCAGUCAAGCAAGGGACGGCCCUGGAGGAGACGCCGCACUUGCGCGGUCCCCCCCUCCGCUCACCAGUCGCGGCCCGCACUGACUCUUCCCGUCUUCCGUCCACUCAUCCAGGCUCGUAGCCUUUCAGGCUUGGCCAUGCCUGUAAAUAUAGAUAUCGCUCCUUUCAAGCUGGACAUCGAUGAGCUGGUAGCUGAUUAUGCCAAGGAGAACUGUACGUCACUUGCUGAAUUUAAACGAGUGUGGAUGGCCAAGAAAUUUUCUUAUAUAUAUGAAGGCAGACCUAAGACAAACUCGGGUUUAUUCAUGCAGUCCCUCUUUCUGCAUUGUAUUGGUCAUUUGACUUCUCAAAGUUCACUACCCCAAAGAUUGGCUGGACUUUACUGCCUUUACUGUCUGUAUGAGUGCCAGCCAUACAAGCCACAGUUCAAGAUUUAUUUGUCUCUUGAGGAGUCCAGGCAACUGAAAGAUUUCGUUGUUAUGGCUAAGCAAAAUGGACUGCAGCUCGUGCCUGCACUUGUCAAAAGGAUGCUCGAUAAAGGCAUGUUUUUGCUUGGCUACAUGAAUUUGAUUGAUGACAAUGGGGACAAGCAGGUUGAGGAGUUGACUGCAUUGCAGAACAAGCGAGUAAAAUUUGCCUGUGACAAGUUAUUUGCAAAUACCCAAGCAGAAAGUUAUAUGCACAUGGACUUGGGUGCUGAGUUUGAGCUUGAUAGCAUCAAGAAAUUGUCAAAGGAGUACGCAGAAGCAAAGGAAUUGGCCCUUGCAGAGGCAAGCCAGAUUGUGGAAGUUGAAGAUGCUAAGCACCUCCUUCAGAGUGACAAGCUGUUGGGUGACAAGAUAGACGAAGUCGUCAAAGAAUGGGAUGCCCAGAAGGAGGGGUUCUACGAGAGAACAGGAUUAACCCCUCGCAAUCAGCUCAUGGUGGUUGACAAUGAUGAACCAGGAGUACAAGCUCAUGAGGACGCAUCCCAUAGCAAUCAGAUCAUGGCGAUUUACAAUGAUGAAUCAGGAGUACAAAAUCACGAGGAGGACGACUUUGAUGACUUAGAUCAGCUGCUAGAGUGAAGAAAGUCUGUAAACGCUUAACGUCGUGUAACCCUGUGAUUCAGCAUACUGCGAGAUGAAAUCCUUGCUUGUCUUUACGUGCUUCUCAUUUUUAGUUGUUGACUUUCUGUUCUCCUACCCUCACUGAAGCAAAAUCUUGUACAUGAUGGUUCCAGACUUUCAGUUUUAGUGAAGCUUGUGUCCCGUUUCAUGCA